This is a messenger RNA of Lactuca virosa, 3226 nucleotides long. The record is from the annotation of a GenBank genome assembly. NCBI's taxonomy places the organism in Eukaryota, Viridiplantae, Streptophyta, Magnoliopsida, Asterales, Asteraceae.
AUGGUUGUUCUCUCAGAACAUUCAGAAGGAUCUUCAUCUUCUUCAUCAACUCAUAAAGGUCAUAGAUUUGACGUAUUUUUAAGCUUCAGAGGUGUUGAUAAUCGUCAUUUUACCACUUACCUUCAUAAGGCACUCAUGGAUGCCAGUAUCAGUACUUUCUUGGAUGAUGAAGAGAUGGAAACAGGGGAGAAUCUGAAACCAGAAUUGGAGAGUGCUAUUAGAGGAUCUAGGGCUUCUGUUGUUGUGUUGUCUGACAAUUAUGCUACUUCCACCUGGUGUCUUGAUGAACUUGUGUUGAUCCUUGAGCAACGAAUGAAAUCCAGUCAUGUUGUAGUCCCCAUCUUUUAUCAUGUUGAGCCCACCCAUGCCAGGAAGCAAAAAAGUAGCUUUGGAGAUGCAAUGGCUAAACAUAGACAAAGGAUGGAGGCAGAGACAGAUGCAAAUAAAAGAAGUAAAUUGGCUCAAAAGAUGGAAAAAUGGAAUAAAGCGCUUGUAGAAGUUGCUGGUUUAAAAGGGAAGGAUAUAAAUGGAAGGCAUGAGCUGCAGUUUAUUGACGAAAUUGUUAAGGACAUCCACCGAAGAUUACGGAUAUCCGCAAGGAGUCCUCUCCCACUACUUAUGGGGAUGGUCUAUUCCAUUGAAUUUGUCACUUCAUGGUUGAAAGAUGCAUCCUCACAUACAGCAAACAUACUCACUAUUUUAGGUAUUGGUGGUAUUGGGAAGACAUCUUUAGCCAAGUAUAUCUAUGGGUUACAUUGUCAUGAAUUCCACACAAGCAGCUAUAUUGAAGAUGUCAGUAGGAGAUGUCGUGAAAAUUUUAGUGGGUUGCUUGAUUUACAAAAACAACUUUGUGAUGACAUUUCAAAAACAAGUUCGAUGAAAUUUCAUGAUGUUUCCAUUUACACCUCAAAAAUAGAGAAUGCACUAUCCCGUAAAAAGGCGUUUCUAGUUCUUGAUGAUAUUGAUAGUCUAGACCAGUUGGAUGCAUUACUUGGAAGUAAAGGCUUUCAUCCAGGAAGCAAAGUUAUAAUAACAACAAAGGAUGCAUGGUUGACAGAGAGUUGUGCAUUAUUCAAAACGAACGUUAAACCCAAGCAUACAAAGCACGUGCUUAAAGGCUUAUAUAAGACCGAAUCACAAAAACUUUUGUGUUUUCAUGCAUUCAUGUCCAACAAUCCCAAGGAAGGUUAUGAAGAGGUGUCAGAAAACCUUGUAAAGUAUUGUGAAGGACAUCCAAUGGCUCUUAAAGUUUUGGGCAGGUCUCUGCACAAUCGAGAUGUAUCUUAUUGGGAGUGGUACAUAGAUAGGCUAAAUAAAGAAAACGAUUCCCCUAUAAAUAAUGUCUUGAGAAUGAGCUUUGACUCUUUGCCAUCUAAACAUAAUAAGGACAUGUUUAAGCAUUUUGCUUGUUUUUUUGUUGGAAUGGAUAGAGAUGUUGCUGAAACAAUAUUACAGGCAUGUGGUUUGGAAACAAGAACUGGUAUCACGAAUCUAAUUGACAGAUGCCUUCUUAGUAUUGGAUGGGAUAACGAGUUGAUGAUGCAUCAGUUGGUUCAGGAUAUAGGAAGAUUCAUAGUAUAUGAAGAAUCACCGGACAAGCCAUGGAAACGAAGUCGAUUAUGGUGUCAUGAGGACAUAUUCAAAGUGCUGGAAGAAAAAAAGAGUACAAGAAAUCUUCUAGGCCUUGCCUUAGACAUGCGAAGGCUUGAGAAAGAGAAGGUGUGUGCAUCAUUUGAGCUGAAAACGGACGCAUUGAGUGACAUGGAUAGUCUGAUGCUACUACAACUCAAUUAUGUGCAGAUUAAUGGGUCUUACGAGAACUUUCCAGAAGAAUUAAGAUGGCUUUGUAUGCAUGGGUUCCCUUUAAAGUCCAUACCUUUGGACUUACCAGUGGAGAACCUGGUUGCUCUUGACAUGUCAUAUAGCAAUAUUGAAUCAUUUGGCAUUUAUUAUAGUAAUCCACAACGACUUCAGAAGAGGCAAAAGUUGAUUGGAUCAUGCUCAAAAGAUAAAAGGAAUCUGAAAUCCAGAUGUAUUAUGAAUUUGGAAUAUUCAGCACAAUUUAUGGAGGCCAAGAGAUGCCAAAUUGGAUUACAGAUCGAAGCAUGGGGCCAUCAAUAUCAUUUUCCAUCCCAUCAUCUCCUGACAGAUUCAGAGGAUUGAAUUUCUUCAAUGAUUGUACGUUGCAAUUUCGAAAAGACAACUCGUUUUAUUUUCCAAUCAUCAUAAUUAGGAAUAUAACAAAGAAUCUCACCUGGAUAUACACUAAUUAUGUUUACAAAGUGGAUGUAAGUGGAGAUUGUGUGAUAUUUUUAAGCCAUUGGAUGUUUGGGAUGAAUGAGAUGGAAGGUGGUGAUCAUGUUACUAUUACCGUGAGGCAGCAACAUUAUUGUAUUGCUAAUCAAGUUACAAAGGAGUGUGGGGUGAGUUUUUUGUAUGAUGAUGGAGAAGAAGAUGUGUUGGGUUAUUACAAGUCAUGGAAUCAUAUAAUUGGUGGAGAUCUCAUUGGAUUUCAAACAACAACAGGAGAAUACAUCUUAAACAACAUGCGAUUUAUGUCUCCUGAUCUUGUUGUUUCUUCAUUAUAUCGUCAAUUCGUUGGAGAGGAUGCCAGCUAUAAAGAGGAAGAAGUGAGUUUCAGAGCUUUAUCCCAAAGGAAGUCUGACAUACUUGGAAAUGGCCAAAUCAAAACGUGGGGCCAGUCACAGAAAAGUCAAGAGCCCGAACCGAGUCAAACAUUAGAAAAGCUCACUUCUCAAGGCAACAUUCUGUAGCAGUGUCAAAGGGCAAGAAAGCUUGCACAAUCCAUCCAAUCAUCAAGUUUAUCUCAUACAAUCUACACAGGUGUUGAUUGAUGAGUCGCCUUAACCUACAAGAAGGUAUUUGGCCAGGGAGGAUGCGCAACAGCUCAAGGAAUUAAUUGAUUCAUAGAUGGGUCUUAUUGACCCAUGCUAUGUCACAAAAAUAUAGUAAUUGACAUUUCUGCCAUCUACAAUCUCGCAGACUUGAAUUUUGCGGGGAAAUAUGGCGUGGUUUAGAGUCCAACUUGCAAAAUGCACCACAUAUGAAGCUUAAGACUGCCAAAAACCAAAAAACGCAUCGAUAAAGUUCUAAACCCAUGUUAUACGGUGUGGACAGUUUUUGUGAUCUGAUGAAUAUAAAUAAUUAAAUUUAGCUUAAUGCAUGUAGAUUUUUAAUUAGCUAUGUGUAUUUAUGCUUUAGGCCA